Molecule: messenger RNA, 2383 nt
Organism: Arachis ipaensis
Lineage: Eukaryota; Viridiplantae; Streptophyta; Magnoliopsida; Fabales; Fabaceae
Source: RefSeq, a predicted model, not a curated record
UCCUCUAGUUUCUCUUAAGUUGCUACUCUUGAGUUCAUCCAACCGUUUAACCCAUUCAAUGGGAGAAGAGUGCUCUCUUGUGUGAGGGUGCAACACAAACAGUGAAUUUUAUAUUCACAGUUUGGAAACAUGAAGUUGAAUGACUCCCCUAAUCUGUAUUAUUAGGCAAGUCAUUAAAAUUUGAAAAUCAAGGGCAAAGCGGGCGAAGAAAGUUGAAUUUGAUUUGAUUUUUCGUGCAACACACACAAAACGCAAACGCAAAAACGAAGGGCUGUAUUUGUGAGAGGCAACAAUGGAGGUAGAGGAUGACUGGGACAUGACCGUGGAAGAACUCGAUUCUCUUGAACGCGAUGCUUUCCUUCUUCUCAACAAUUCAAUGUGCACCAACAGCAACAGCACCAUUUUCCAAAACCACCUUCUGCCAACCCUUCCCACCAAACCCCAUUUCCGAUUCCCGUCCUCAAAGGAAAACAAAAUAAUGCAGAAGAAUCAAAAGACGUUUGCUACUACAGUCUUAGUAUUCUUCCCUGUACCCUGUGGUUCAGUUUCUGGAAGGAGAACUACUCAUAGUGUGUUUGUAUUGCAAUCCAGGUGGACGCUUUGCCUCAAGGAAAAAAAUGAGCCUUCUAAAGAACUGCCGAAGUUUUCUGUCAAACUUUUUCUCCAUUCAGUGGGCAUGUUGCAGCGAAAUUCCAAUAUGACCUGGUUUCACAUGCUAACUUCAUCAAGAGUAUUGAAUUAUAUUUCUAUUGAAAAUUUUGAAUUUUCCAUAAUUAGGGGCUAUGUCAUUGACCUUGAACAAGUUCCUGUAUACUCAUGCUUUAUAGGCUAUGUUUCAUGGCAGGUAAUAAUUUCUGCUUUUCGGAGAAUUCCAAGAGCUUCUUGGAAUGCAAAAGAAAGGUCUCUCUCUCUUCCAGCAAUAAGUUAUGGAUGUUCCGCUUUCUUCCUUGUAAGAAGCAGAGAAGGUUCUAGGAGAAAUCUAAUUAUAAAGUUCAGAUUAUCAAAAUAGUGUUCAAAGCAGAGAACUCUUGAACAGUUUUGUCAGAAGAUGUGAUAAAGUGGAUAGGUUGGAACAUCAGCCUGACCCAAAACGACCCCGUCAGUCAUGACUUGCGAGAUGCGCAAGAUGGAUUGGAAAGUGAAUCCAUUUCGCACAUACGAGACCGGUGGCAGGUGAAUCGGAACUUAAAUCUUGAUGUCUUCAUGCAGAAGUUUUCCUGUAGUAUUUAACCAUAGGUACAUGGGGAAUUACACCUUUGAUGACACAAAUGCCUUUUGAAGUUAAAAUCCAUUGUACAACAAAUAACAGAUUAUGAGUACAACUUACAACACUAAACUAUGUUGCUGGUGCUGGAGAAUGGAGAUAAUGGUUUGGUUAUUGGGAGAAAAUGUUGAUCAAGUCUCCCAUUAGAUUUUAGGUUCCACUUGUUCUUAACUUUUUGCUCCCCUAGUUAAUGUAUGGGGCUUUGUACAGAGUAGUAUAUUAUCAUAUAUGAAUUACACGUGUAAAGAAUUUCUUUACACCAUAUAAAUUUUAAUCUAUAUGCAUGCAUGUAUCAUUUUAUUUUUAGAAUUGAUUAUCUCCGAAUACAUAGAUGUUAACUGAAAAUGAAAGAGACACAUGAUAACUUGAUAAGUUGCAAUGCUACCUUAUCUUGAAAUCAAAUCAUAACAACCAAUCAAGGGCAUGAUAGAAAAGUAAAAUCUAGAAUUUAUCCAAAAUCCUAGAAAAAGUAGGGUCAUCAUCACUUAUUUAUGUUAACAACAGAAUGAAACCAUGAUAUCUCAAAAAGCAUAAGCAAGAUGUCAUCAUCACUUAUUCGAAAUUCACUAAGACGAGUGAAUGCCAACAGCAAUAGUGCAAAUAUUUCAAAAAGCAUAGAUGAUUUUAAGCUAAAGAGAAUAUAGACACAAUUCGAGUAAGAUCAUAAUCCUCAAAGACAUUAAUAUUUAAUUCAUUGUUCAUUCAUAAUCCUAUUAAAAACGACGAUAAAAAGCCACAGGAAAUAACAAGAAAAGUUGCUAUAUUACUCUGUGGUAUGGUAAAAUCUUCGACCCUUGGUAGGUGGCCAAACAAAGGCGUAGCGCAUAUCAUUAGCAGGGUUUCAGUUCUUCAUGACGUAGACACACCUCUUAUGAACAGUCACUUUUAAGAAAUCUCGCUCCAUGGGAGGAGCCCCACUGUCAAGUUGUAAUGCUGCAAAGUCCUCCAACAGGGACAGAGUGAAAAUUGAGAAGCAGAACGCCAAUGAUUAGGAUCCGGAAUCCAAUAGUUCAGCAGAGAGUAUUGCACACACCUUCCCGUUGCCAAGGUCAACAAGAUUGACUCUGGCCCUAUCUGUCAUCCAAGGUUGGAAACCCUCAAAAAACAAAUCAAGGUAUU